AUGGCUGAGCAGCAGUGGCCCGGCGCCGUCGUGCGCAAGACUUUCUUCGACUUCUUCGAGAAGAGGGGCCACACCAUUGUGCCCUCCUCCUCCGUCGUCCCUCACAAUGACCCCACCUUGCUCUUCACCAAUGCGGGCAUGAACCAAUUCAAGCCCAUUUUCCUCGGAACGAUCUCCAAGGCCGAUCCCAUGUACACUCUGAAGCGUGCGGCCGACUCUCAGAAGUGCAUUCGCGCCGGCGGCAAGCACAACGACCUUGACGAUGUCGGCAAGGACAGCUACCACCACACUUUCUUCGAGAUGUUAGGCAACUGGUCUUUUGGCGACUACUUCAAGAAGGAGGCAAUUGAGAUGUCCUGGGAGCUUCUCACCAAGGUCUACGGACUCGAUCCUGCUCGUCUGUACGUCACCUACUUCGAGGGCAACCCUGCCAUGGGUCUUGAGCCGGAUCUGGAGGCGAAGAACCUGUGGCUGUCUGUCGGUGUCCCCGAAGAUCACAUCCUGCCCGGUAACAUGAAGGACAACUUCUGGGAGAUGGGCGACCAGGGCCCUUGCGGUCCUUGCAGUGAGAUUCACUACGACAAGAUUGGCGGCCGCAACGCUGCGAGCUUGGUCAACAUGGACGACCCUAUGGUUGUGGAGGUCUGGAACAACGUUUUCAUCCAGUUUGACCGCCAGGCCGACAAGAGCUUGAAGUCCCUCCCCGCUAAGCACGUUGACACUGGUAUGGGCUUCGAGCGUCUCGUCUCUGCUCUCCAGAACACCGUCUCCAACUACGCCACCGACAUCUUCACCCCCCUGUUCAAGAGGAUAGAGGAGGUUACUGGUGCUAGGCCGUACACCGACAAGUACGGCGCUGACGAUACUGACGGCAUUGACACUGCUUACCGUGUCAUUGCCGACCACAUUCGUCUCCUCACCUUCUCCAUGUCUGACGGUGCUGUUCCCAACAACGAUGGCCGUGGAUACGUCGUCCGCAGAGUCCUCCGCCGUGGUGUCAGAUAUGCCCGCAAGUACUUCAACGCCGAGAUUGGCUCCUUCUUCUCCAAGAUUCUCCCUGCGCUCGUUGAGCAGAUGGGUGAGCAGUUCCCCGAGAUUGUCAAGAAGCAGCAGGACAUCAAGGAGAUCCUCGACGAGGAAGAGGAGGCCUUCGCCCGUACUCUGGACCGUGGCGAGGCCCAGUUCGAGAAGUAUGCCAAGGAAGCUCUCAAGAAGGGCGAGAAGAAGCUCUCCGGUGCUGUCGUAUGGAGGUUGUACGACACUUUCGGUUUCCCUGUUGAUCUGACCAAGCUCAUGGCUGAGGAGCGUCAGCUCGAGAUUGACGAGGAUGAGGUAAAGGAGGCCCAGGAGAAGGCCCGCGAGGCUAGCAAGGUCGUCAAGAGCGCUGUUCAGACGUUCGCCAAGCUCAACGUCCACCAGAUUGCUGAGCUCGAGAAGGAGCUCAACGUCGCCAGGACAGACGAUGAGGCAAAGUUCGGCAAGGGCGAUGCCAAGAGCAAGGUGCAGGUCAUCUACGAUGGCAAGGGUUUCGUCAAGUCCACCAAGGACCUCGCUGAGAAGACCCCAUUGGGUCUGCUUCUCGACAAGACGAACUUCUACGCCGAGUCCGGUGGCCAGGUUGCUGACACUGGCCGCAUCGUCAUUGACGAUGUUGCCGAGUUCAAGGUUCUUGACGUUCAAAACUUUGGAGGGUACAUCGUCCACAACGGUUACCUCGAGUACGGCGCUCUGUCCUCCGGUGAUGAGGUUAUCUGCGAGUACGACGAGCUGAGGAGAUCUCCUAUCCGCAACAACCACACCGGUACUCACGUUUUGAACCACUCUUUGCGUGAGGUGCUCGGCGAUGACAUUAACCAGAAGGGAUCUUUGGUCGACAACGAGAAGCUGCGUUUCGACUUCUCGCACAAGACUGGAGUGACGAUCCCCGAGCUCAAGAAGAUUGAGGAGUUUUCCAACACCUACAUCAAGCAAAACGGCAAAGUCUACGCCAAGGAGGUCGACCUCGACCUUGCCCGCGGCAUCGAGGGUGUCCGCGCUGUCUUCGGCGAGACCUACCCCAACCCUGUCCGCGUCGUCUCCGUUGGUGUCGACGUUGACACCAUGCUCGCGAACCCCAAGAACCCAGAGUGGCGCAAGUACAGUGUCGAGUUCUGUGGUGGAACCCACGUUGAGUCGACUGGUCUCAUCAAGGACCUCGUCAUCGUCGAGGAGAGCGGUAUUGCCAAGGGUAUCCGCCGCAUCAUCGCCUACACCGGCGACGCUGCUCACCAGGUCCAGCGCGAGGCUGUUGAGUUCUCCAAGAAGCUGGAUGCCCUUGAGGCCCUGCCCUUCGGCCCCGGCAAGGAGCAGGAGAUCAAGACCACGCAGCACGCCCUGAACCAGCUGACCAUCUCCACCCUCACCAAGGAAGACAUCAAGAAGCGCUUUGAGAAGAUCGUCAAGGCCGUCACGGAUGAGCAGAAGAAGCGUCAGAAGGCCGAGGCCAAGACUGCCCUGGACACCGUCGUUGGCCACUUCGACAAGAACAAGGACUCGAAGUGGUUCGUUGGUCAGCUCCCCAUUUCCGCCAACGCCAAGGCUAUUGGUGAAGUUGUCAAGCACUUCCAGUCCAAGGACAAGGAGCGCUCUGUCUACCUGUUUGGCGGUAGCAAGGACGAGGGCGCGGUCGCCCACGGUGUCUAUGUUGGAACGCACCUUUCAUCCCAGGGUGUGACUGCUGAGCAAUGGGCUACCCAGGUGAGCGGAGUUAUUGGAGGCAAGUCCGGCGGUAAGGAGCCCGUCCGCCAGGGACAGGGUACCAAUGCGGAGAACAUCGAUGAGGCUGUUGCCACCGCUGAGAGGUGGCUCAAGGAGAAGCUCAACAUCUGA
Messenger RNA from Colletotrichum chrysophilum, 2868 nucleotides. It is a transcript of the gene ALA1, whose product is annotated as Alanine--tRNA ligase. Gene Ontology annotation, biological process: alanyl-tRNA aminoacylation; tRNA modification. Gene Ontology annotation, cellular component: cytoplasm; mitochondrion. NCBI's taxonomy places the organism in Eukaryota, Fungi, Ascomycota, Sordariomycetes, Glomerellales, Glomerellaceae. The record is from RefSeq and is a predicted model, not a curated record. The coding region runs from base 1 to 2868 and encodes 955 amino acids. Gene Ontology annotation, molecular function: alanine-tRNA ligase activity; ATP binding; nucleic acid binding. The transcript has 3 exons.